Messenger RNA from Nilaparvata lugens (brown planthopper), 5645 nucleotides. RefSeq lists its product as uncharacterized. The transcript is spliced from 10 exons. Bases 1056 to 2615 code for a protein of 519 amino acids. Gene Ontology annotation, biological process: UDP biosynthetic process; CDP biosynthetic process. The record is from RefSeq and is a predicted model, not a curated record. Lineage: Eukaryota; Metazoa; Arthropoda; Insecta; Hemiptera; Delphacidae. Gene Ontology annotation, cellular component: cytoplasm; nucleus. Gene Ontology annotation, molecular function: ATP binding; UMP kinase activity.
CAGUGUCUGUUGUGAGAGAUGGCUCGUCACAUUAUAUCGCGUUCCAUCGUCCGUCCAUCUUGAACAUGCGUCUCCCCCGUUUUAAUUAGUAUUUGUCUAAUUUGUUCAAUAUAUUGUGUGGCACGUUUUAUAGUUUGAUAACAAUGCCGAGUGACCUAGCUGGCUCAGGUCUUGUGUCAGAGUUAUCAGGUCGUACAUGAUCAAUUUCAUAGUUUUAGUUGAGUCUCAGUCUACCUUACAACAGUCUGUUGACCGCGUUACCUAGGGCCAUAUUAUGCUAACACUACGUUUAACGCUAAAUCAAGUUUACUAGUGAAUAUGGUUGUAUUUAUCAUACUGUGUUUCAUACGGGGUUUAAACGAACAGCUGACAUUACUCCGUUUAAACCGAGUAUCUGCAUAAGGCCAUUGGAUGACUCACUGCUCACGACACAACACAUGAUUUUUUCAUACUGAGGGUUUUUCGUGAUAACUGAUCCUAGGUCAGUUUAACCAUAGAGAGAAGAAUGGUAAUAGUUGAUCUAUGGUUAACCGUGGAUUAAAGUCAGUGCCGUUGUUAAUCAUUAGUUCGUUCUCUGUGAUAAUUUUUGUUUUCUGAUCCUUAAUCAGUUGAAAGUUGGUGACACUAUUCGCCUUGACAUCGUUCUCACAACAGUUUUUGUUAGUCGGUCGUUCAGUUAAUCAUCUGUUAGUUACAAACACACACUGUACCAAUCAGCCGUUAGUUCGUCAUUUUUCGUCUGUUGAACGUGGAUUUUCAGUGCUAGUCUGAUCGUAGGUCAGUUAAUCUUCGGUUAGUUACAAACAGACACUGUAGGUCUACCAAUCAGCCGUUAGCUCUUCGUUCGCCGGUCUGUUGAACAUUGAAUUUCAGUGUUUGUCUGAUCGUGAACGUGGAUCAGUCGGUGACACUAUUAUAAAAACCUGUUGACGGUUAGUUUGAUCUCGGUCAGUUAACCGUGGUUAGGCGAUGUGUGGCCAGAAGGCGGGUGACCCCGGUUAGGCUUGCAGUGUUCCCCGCCCCCCGUCAACCUAUCAGCCAAACCCUGGCGGACUAUGGGAAUUUGCUUGGAUACAGAGCGAGAUCAAAAUGGUUCGGAAGAAUUGGAGUCGAAAGGUCGCGGGGCAUGGUUCAGUGAUGAGGGUGGCAUCUUUCGGUACGCCAACGCCGCCACACCACCCGAGGGCCAGUUUCCCAUGCAGAAUGCGGGUCCUGUCAAAUUUGAGCCGCCCAAUGUGCCUGUCAUUUUUGUGCUUGGUGGCCCCGGCAGUGGAAAGGUGACCCAUUGUGAUAAUUUAACCCAGGAGAAGCGCGGAAUCGUGCAUAUCAAUAUGACUGAUUUAUUGCAACAGUAUACUAUAGGGAAUGAUAUGAAAGACUUCAGUCAGCUGUCGAGUCGGACGGUAACGGAGGUGCUAAUGCUUGAAAUGAAAAUGUCGCCGGCUGCAAAAACUUACCUCGUGUCAGGAUAUCCCCGGAACAUGAGGGAUGUUGUCGAGUAUUCGGAUAAGAUAGAGACAGUGAACGGCGUAGUAGUGGUGGCGUGGAGGCAGCGGGUGCUGGAGAGGCAGAUAGACUACGGAGCCAAACUGGGUCACGUGGUGCUUAGUCUAGCCCGGAUGGAGCUGGCCAACUUCUUCAAGAACGUCAUGCCGGUCGCAGACUAUUUCGACCAGCGCGGCAUGGUCAUUGCGCAUGGACAUACUACAAGCGGUCCAGGCAGCAACAAGGCGGCGCUGUGUGGGCGCGUGGCGCAGGAGGCACGCGGAUGGACGCACAUCAGCGUGGGACGCAUGUUGCGCGCCGCCGCCGAUAAACAGCUGAUGGCCCUCAUCAGUGACGAACAGGAGCUCACUCAACUCAGGCAGGCAAUUGCCAAUGGAGAAAUGGCGCCCGCUGAGAUGGUGGAGCGCAUAGUUGAUGAGCAGAUAGCUUCUAAUAGCACAGCGGCAGGAGUUUUGCUCGAUGGAUAUCCAAGGGACAUUGCUCAGGUCGAAGGAUUUGAAGAAAAGUACGAGCAACAGCCCACCCUAUUGCUGUUGGACUGCUCUAAACUGCAGCUGGGGCGUGGCCGAUUGGACGACAGUAUAGCCGCAUUCCGCCGGCGCCUGCAUCUGUUCAGAGAGUGCACCCUGCCCAUGCUCAAGGCACUCGACGACCAUGCACGCCUUGUCAUUGUGGACGGUGACACAGACUCCCCCCAAGUACAGGACGAAUUCUGCCAGAAACUGCUGCAAGAAAUCGAGCGCCUGUCAUCCGACGACACCCUCGCCCCUGCACCGCCACCCGCCCACGAGCCACUCCCCAACGGGGUGCUGCCGAGGGGGAGGACACCACUCCACCACGAACAGGACACCACCAUACACGACCUCGAGCUGGAUGACGAGGAGCACCACAAACCAGCACCAGAACACCACAAACCAGCACCGGUGCACCACAAGGCCAAAGGGGGUGCACCCAAAGGGGUGGCAAACGGGUACGGACCCCCCAGCGGCGGUAUCAGCGACAUCAGCAAAACAUUCGCCGCCUAUAAUAAGGGUGGCACUACAGCUGUACCUAACGGCCAUGUGCCUAAUCAUGUCAACCAACACUAUCCUAUGGACUCAAACAUGUAGAAAUUCAAUAAUUUGAUUCUAUAGUAAAGUCCACCUUAUAAUGGCAGUGGAGAAGGAUAGAAGAACAACGUUGCCGAACCUCUGUUUUGUCAAUGCCUUCUUGACGGUAGCUAUACAGGUUUAUUGAUUUAUAUUAACUGUUCAUUCUCGUGUAAAAUAAUCAAUUAUAAUAUUCUAUUAAGCAAGGAAUUUUAUUUUAUAAUGCAUUUUAUUUAUUUUUUACUUAUUUAUUCAUUCCAUUGACAAUCACAGAUCAUAUUACAUUAUAAUAAUAUGAUUGGGACAACAGGCAUAGGUAGCCCAAAAUUGUCUACUCCCAAAUUUUUACAAAUAAAAGUUUCAAAAAAGAAUUAGGUUAAGAUUUCACUUUUCCCUUCAAAAAGUCCAAUUUCCACUUUGAAACUUAUGACUAAACUAAAAAUUUUAAGAUUUUAUAUUUAAAAACUAAUCAAAAACAAAAAUAUUCCACUCAAAUCUCUACAAAUUGGAAAUUUUUGAGUAAUUUUGCAAAAUUUCGAGCCAGAAAAGAAAUACAACUUCACUAUUAGCACAGCUGUUCUAAUUAUUAUUACAGCAGUUCUCAUUUUCAUAAUUGAAAUGAAAUAUCUUGUUAAAAAUUAAUAAUUCUACAUUGUUAUCUGGCAACAGAGCAAAGCGAGAAAGAGAUAGUGCUCUCCGCUUUGUUGAAUGAUAGACAAGGAUAGCAAUACCAUUGCUAAUCAAACACUGCCAUUAAAACGUGGACCUUAUUAUAGACUACAAUAUUACCCGUUUAAAAAUUCAUGCAAUAUGAGUUGUUGAUUCUUGUUAUCAGCUCUAUCUCAAAUAACAUCUUUUACUCUCAAGAAAAUAUAUUUUCUAAUGGUUUGAUAAUCAAUUUUCAUAUUUGAGAUAAAAUAUUCUAUAACCCAGCAACACCCAUUUACAGUUUACUUGACAUAAACAAGAGGUAACAAAGAGGUUUUACAAGAUGAUCAAGCUGGCCUAAGCAAGGUUCAAACUUUCUUUCAGGACAUUGAAAAAAAUCAAGAACAAUGGUCAAUGGUCGAGUGAAACAGAGGAAACUGAUGUUUUUCAGUCUAUUAACACGGUAGACUAUCAAAUUGAAGUCCUUCACUUGUAUUGAAUUUGAUGGAAAUUGUUCGUUUCAUUAAACCGACGCAUUAAUAGACAUGCUAUGAUUGCCAAACCCCCAAUCCAUAGUGCAGAAGCACUAUAUAUAAAGACAUUAAACUGUGCCUUUCAAAAGUGAACCAAAAUGUUGUAAGAGAUUUGUUAAUUUUAUAAUGUUUGUAUAUUGUAAAGUAGUUAUGUUUGUUGUCACCUAAAGAUUUAGACAAAUUAUUCUCUGAUUUAUUCAGAGAAAACUUUGGUUGGUACUUGAUAUGAUAAAAGUCUAGUCUAGAAUAUUAAUAAGUUUAUUUGAAUUGAUUGUUUGUUGUACAUUAUUAUAAUUAUCGUUGUUUACUGUUAUCCGAUUCUUUGGAUAUGUUUUCACAAGCUCAAACUCUGCUUUCCAAGUACAUGAACGAACAGGAAAGAAAGUUUUCACAAGUAAACUUAAAGAGGAAUAAGAAAUAAUAAAAUAAGUGGAAGCUGAUAAACUAUUAAAAUUCCAAUCAUCACUUCAGAGCUAGUGUGAGAUUUUACUUAGCAGUAGACAACGUUUUUGUAAUUUAAGUUAUCAAAUAUAUUUUUAUUUUCAAUGGGUUGACAAAUUUGAAAGUCUCCAGCAUUGAGGAGUUGACUAAAUCUACCCUUCUUAUUUUCAAAGUAUUCUCAAUUCAACUAUUAUUGAAAUUGAAUAAAUUUAAUAUAAAUUAUGUAUUUAGGAACAUUGAAGGUUCACUGCCUAAUACUACUUUAGUCAUAUCAACUUUUGUACAUAAAUAUGUAAUGUUAUCAUGUAAAACUAAACUACCGGGACCAUUACAUUAUGAAAACACAUUAUUUUAUUAGAAGUAGUUUAUUGUUAUAUUCAUACACAUGUCUCAAAUUUUAUUCUGGCUAAUCAGAAUAAUUAUUUUAAUUUCAUACUUGAAACAAUCAAAAUUUCUCAAAACUAAUCUUGUAAAGAGAUAUCAGCCAAAAACUUAUGUUUACAACUUAAUAUUUUUUAAUUAAAUACUGGGUCCAGUACUUCAAUUAAAAAAAAUUGCUGUAAAAUAAUAGCAUUGAUGCUUUUAUAGAGUUUUUUUUAGAACUUCACAACUCAUAUCUCAAUAUUUUUUUUUUAUAUAAACUUGGUGUAAAUAAUAUAUUUAUAAGUACCUAGCUCAUGGAAAUUGUUAUUUAUUGAUAUUAUGAAGUUGUGUAAAUUUGUUACAAAAAGGUUUUCUUGAUCUUGCAGACUAUUGUUAAACUUUUCUAAAAGUUUAUAGAAUUCAUUCAUUACGUUUUUAUUCUCGAAGAUACUAUCUCAUGAUAAAUAUUCAGAAUUAUUAAUUCAUUUAUUGUUCGAUUCCCAUAACUGUACUUCUUAAUUUUCAAAGGGACGAUCUCAUAAUAAAUAUUCAGACUAUAAAUGCUUGUAAGUUACUUGAAAGGUAUGUUGAAGAAUUAUCAUUUCUAAGAAACAAUUGAAGUUUUGAAUAUUAUUGGUAGCUUUUAGAUUGCCGAUAAUUAUUGGUCUGUGAUAAAGGUAAUUUGUGAUAGGUGAGUUGGAAAUUAAAAAAAAAAAAUGAUUCCUAGAGAAACAUUCAUGAGUAACUUUACAAACUCAGGAAAACAGCCUUGAUAAAAUUCAUUAAUAUUUUUUUUAGAGGCUACUUAUUUGAAUAAUUACAUUUUUCCAUUCUAUUCUUUUGAUGAAAAAAAAAACAAUUUAUUGUUUAAAAAAGGUCUUGCUGGCGAGAUCUUAGUUAAUUGUUAGGAGACUUAAUGUGUAGGUAAACUAUAGGUAAUUAGAUGAAACAAUUUCUAGUCAAUUGGUUACCAUUCGUUUGUCAAAUUACUACUUAUUGAAUUGUAACUUUAUUUUGAUGAUUGUGGAAUAUUUUUGAAAAAAGUGGAAUAAAUAUAUUAUUUACG